AAGGUAGUUUGCGCAGAUCGUAUAAUUUUAUGAGUUUAUAUGUUUGACGAUAACAGCUUUUCGCAUGUUUAAGUGCUCUUUUGAUGUAACCGCAAUUUUAAUUUAAUAAUAUAAACGUCAAUUUUUUUUAUUUCCAAUACGCAAAAACCACCUGAAAAAUGACGGCUACGGGAACUCCACCCCCACCACCGUCGUCCAAACCCGAAGACGACCCGGACCUAUCAAACCGGUCCGCCGUGAUCCCGAACCAAACUCUCCCCUUCACCACUCAUCGGAAAAAAGGGUCCAGUAUCCGAUCAUGGCUUUUACUUGACUCGACGGCCCACACCUUUAGGUUGGAGGCCGGAAAGCAUUCUAUCAUGAGACGCACGGGUUUACCCGGUCGAGAUCUUCGGAUCUUGGACCCGCUUCUUUCGUACCCGUCGACGGUUCUGGGUCGAGAACGGGCCAUUGUGAUUAACUUGGAGCACAUAAAGGCAAUCAUUACGGCUCAAGAGGUUUUGCUGUUGAAUUCCAAGGAUCCUUCCGUUACACCGUUUGUUGAUGAGUUGCAGAGGCGGAUUUUGUUGCAUUAUCAAGCAAACCAAUCCAAGUAGGAGGGUACUAUUGAUGAUACCAACUGCAUAAUAAGAACUACAUCACAAAAUCUGUUACCAAAGAAUUCACAGCUCCAAAGCCUAAGUGAGGAAGGCAGGGGAGAAGAGAAACAGGGUCUUGAGACUCAAGAAGGCACUAAGACUCUCCCCUUUGAGUUUGUUGCAUUGGAGGCCUGCCUUGAAGCUGCUUGUGGCUGCUUAGAAUCUGAGACAAGAACAUUGGAGCAAGAGGCCCAUCCAGCUUUGGAUAGAUUGACCUCAAAGAUUAGCACUCUCAAUUUAGAGCGUGUUCGCCAAAUAAAAAGCAGGCUGGUUGCAAUAACUGGCCGAGUUCAGAAGGUAAGGGAUGAGUUGGAAAACUUACUAGAUGAUGAUGAUGAUAUGGCUGAGAUGUAUCUAACAGAGAAACAACUUGUUGAAAACUCUUCAACGUCUUCAUUGAAUCAAAGAGAUGAUUUAGAUGAUGAUGAUGAUGAUGAUGAUGAAGCAGAAGCAGCAGCAGCAGCUGUUGAACCAGACAAGGAUGACAGCACACCUGGUGAAGAGUCAUUGACAACCAGUUAUGAAGGUGAUGUCCAAGAUCCUGACAAACCCCACGACCAUUCAUUUGGUGCUACCAUUGGCGGAGACACCCAUGGAAUUCAUGCAAGUUCCUGCCAUAGUCUUAUUGGCAAACCUGUUAAUGUGGAGGAGUUGGAAAUGCUCUUGGAAGCUUACUUUGUACAAGUUGAUGGUACCCUCAACAAGCUCUCCACGUUGAGGGAAUAUGUGGAUGACACAGAAGACUACAUAAACAUAAUGCUGGAUGACAAACAGAACCAUCUUCUACAAAUGGGAGUGAUGCUAAGCACAGCAAACCUUGUGAUCGGUGCUUUCAUCGUCGUCGCUGGUUUGUUCGGCAUGAAUAUCCACAUCGAUCUAUUCGAUGAAAAUAAAGCAGGGACGCCGGAGUUUCUUUGGACGAUCGGCGGUUCCACCGCCGGGACGAUAUUACUUUACGUGGUUGCUAUUGCAUGGUGUAAAUACGAGGGCUUGUUGGAGUAAAGAAAGAGAUAAUAGAAAGUAAGAUUUUUUGCAGGUGGGUAGCUAAGGGGCAGGUCCUUUGCCCCCUUGGCUAAAAGGGGAAUUUUUUUUCAAGUCCCUCUCAAAAAUUAAAACAAUCAAUUUACGUCUUUGAUUAAAUGAAAAAGAAAACCAU
Molecule: messenger RNA, 1794 nt
Organism: Gossypium raimondii (Peruvian cotton)
Lineage: Eukaryota; Viridiplantae; Streptophyta; Magnoliopsida; Malvales; Malvaceae
Product: magnesium transporter MRS2-3
Exons: 6
Biological process (GO): magnesium ion transport
Molecular function (GO): magnesium ion transmembrane transporter activity
Source: RefSeq, a predicted model, not a curated record